Hibiscus syriacus is the source of this 1777-nucleotide messenger RNA. Its product is annotated as elongation factor 1-alpha-like. Lineage: Eukaryota; Viridiplantae; Streptophyta; Magnoliopsida; Malvales; Malvaceae. Gene Ontology annotation, molecular function: GTPase activity; GTP binding; translation elongation factor activity. The coding region runs from base 6 to 1553 and encodes 515 amino acids. The transcript has 3 exons. Gene Ontology annotation, biological process: translation; translational elongation. The record is from RefSeq and is a predicted model, not a curated record.
GUGAGAUGUCGAAUGUUAGCCCUUGGAUUGUCCUUAAUCCGACGGUUAGGAAAGAAACCCUAGCCAAAACUAAGCUGAGAGCGUGGCUACUUAAGCUUAAGGGGGCAGCUGAUUUCCUAUUCCUAAUCCUUCGCUUGCGCAUUACGCUCUAUUCUGUUGCUACGAGGCGAGCUUUAGGUCAAGCGAAUCUCAAAGACUCCAGUUCUACAAUGGGAAAAGAAAAGAUUCACAUCAACAUUGUGGUCAUUGGCCAUGUCGACUCUGGCAAAUCCACCACCACUGGUCACUUGAUCUACAAGCUUGGUGGUAUUGACAAGCGUGUGAUUGAGAGGUUUGAGAAGGAAGCUGCUGAGAUGAACAAAAGGUCAUUCAAGUAUGCCUGGGUUCUUGACAAGCUUAAGGCCGAGCGUGAACGUGGUAUUACCAUUGAUAUUGCCUUGUGGAAGUUCGAGACAACCAAGUACUACUGCACUGUUAUUGAUGCCCCUGGACAUCGUGACUUCAUCAAGAACAUGAUUACUGGUACCUCACAGGCUGACUGUGCUGUUCUUAUUAUUGAUUCAACCACUGGUGGUUUUGAAGCCGGUAUCUCUAAGGAUGGUCAGACCCGUGAGCAUGCUUUGCUUGCCUUUACCCUUGGGGUCAAGCAGAUGAUUUGUUGCUGCAACAAGAUGGAUGCCACAACUCCGAAAUACUCCAAAGCAAGGUAUGAUGAAAUUGUAAAGGAAGUCUCUUCUUAUCUUAAGAAGGUUGGUUACAACCCUGAGAAGAUCCCAUUUGUCCCAAUCUCUGGUUUUGAGGGUGACAACAUGAUUGAGAGGUCUAACAACCUUGACUGGUACAAGGGUCCCACUCUCCUUGAAGCUCUUGACCAGAUCAAUGAGCCCAAGAGGCCAUCGGACAAGCCCCUCCGUCUCCCACUUCAGGAUGUCUACAAGAUUGGUGGUAUUGGAACUGUUCCUGUUGGUCGUGUUGAGACUGGUGUCUUGAAGCCCGGUAUGGUUGUGACUUUCGGUCCCACUGGAUUGACAACUGAAGUUAAGUCUGUUGAGAUGCACCACGAAUCCCUCCCAGAGGCUCUUCCCGGUGACAAUGUUGGGUUCAAUGUGAAGAACGUUGCAGUUAAGGAUCUCAAGCGUGGUUAUGUUGCUUCGAACUCAAAGGAUGAUCCUGCCAAGGAAGCUGCCAACUUCACCUCUCAGGUCAUCAUCAUGAACCAUCCUGGUCAGAUUGGAAAUGGAUAUGCCCCAGUCCUUGAUUGCCACACCUCCCACAUUGCCGUCAAAUUUGCUGAACUGUUGACCAAGAUCGACAGACGAUCUGGUAAGGAGCUCGAGAAGGAGCCUAAGUUCUUGAAGAACGGAGAUGCAGGAAUGGUGAAGAUGGUUCCGACCAAGCCCAUGGUUGUGGAAACUUUCUCAGAAUACCCACCGCUCGGUCGUUUUGCUGUGAGGGACAUGCGUCAGACUGUGGCUGUUGGUGUCAUCAAGAGUGUUGAGAAGAAGGACCCAACAGGUGCCAAGGUCACCAAGUCUGCUGCCAAGAAGAAGUGAGCUGUCGCGUUGGAGUCAUUCAUGGGUUACCAUUUUUGUCGAGCGUUUACUAUUUGCAUGGAAGUUUUAACUUUUCGGACCAAUUUUAAUAUGAUUUAGUUUUUAUCUUGUUCUGGUUGAGACUUUUGUUCAAUUGUCAGGGUUUGCUUCAUACUGUGGUUGAAUCGCUUCUAAACAAUUAUAGUUUGGUAUUUGUCUUUAUAUUUGAGUUUCUUUCUUACUAA